Messenger RNA from Panonychus citri (citrus red mite), 2206 nucleotides. RefSeq lists its product as uncharacterized. The record is from RefSeq and is a predicted model, not a curated record. The transcript has 2 exons. Lineage: Eukaryota; Metazoa; Arthropoda; Arachnida; Trombidiformes; Tetranychidae. Bases 458 to 1840 code for a protein of 460 amino acids.
CAAUUAAUUCACCUUUAACAAAGAUAAUUAAAAAAGAAUUAAUAAAUUGAAAGUAAUUAAUCAACAGGUUUCAACCACUUAUUGGAAUCAAUUGUUGAUCAAAAUUAAAGAAAAAAAUUUCAAUACUAUCAAUCGAAUUCGAUACUAUCGAACUUUGAAUUAUCGAUAUUUGAUAUCGGAUAUUAUUCGAUAUUUUUGUGUGAAUAGGAAAACAUUUUGAGAGACAAAAAAUGUUGUGACAAUUUGAUUGUUUUUAAUUGUUAAUUAAUUCUGUAAAUUAUCUUGUCAAUUUACCUUAAACUCUGUGUCGAAAUUUAAACUAUCAACUAAAUUCCAUUUCUUCGGUUUGGUGGGUCUCUACUAGUUGAUUGUUUGUAUUCUUUUUCUUUUGGUUCUUUUUUUGGUUUUCUCUUUUUUCCCCUUUCUUUUCUUUCUUUCUUUCUUGUUAUCCCAAACUAUGGACUCCACUUGUGGUAGAUUGGACAUUAAUUCAUUACAGUUGAAAUUAUAUGCUGAAUUUGACCAGUGGCAGGAUUUUGUUGCUGCUGUUGAUGAAUUUCAAAGGAAAACUUCAAUUAAAUUAACGAUAACAACAAGCAGAAAGUUAAAAAGUCGAAUAAGAUCAAGUAAAAAGAGGAAAACAUUCAGAGGAAUUAAGACAAAUACUGGUCAAGAUGAGGAUGAUCAUGAAGAAUCCAUAGAUUCAAGUGGUGAUGGUGUUAACGAUGAUGAUUCAAGAUCACAAGAGAGUACAAAUAUAUCAAUUAAAGGCUUCGAAUAUCAAUACCUUAAACUUACCUGUAAACAUUAUGGUGGUUACAGAUCAACAUCUAAAGGAGUAAGACCCAAUCAACGAACUGCUAAAUUAAACUGCCCGACUUAUAUUUACGCUUGUUUUGAUCAUUACAAGCAAAAAUUUAUCAUCAAACAAAUGGUUGUUGAUUGUAACCAUGAGUUAAAAGAUGAACAUGUUUUAAUAUCUAAACUGUUCAAAGAAAGAGAACCUGAUCAUAUAUCUGACACCAAUGAAGCUACUCCAAAGAAAAAGUACAUCAAAGUGCGAAAUAGGAAUGUACUGAAAAUCCCUCUUGAAUCACCCGCUGUAUCCAACUAUGUGCCCACUCCAACUGUUAGAAUCCGAUGUAACCAUGAAUUAUCUGAAUCAUGUGAAGCUGCAAGUCUAACAACGGAAGAUUUACAUUCUAUUCAUGAACUUUUCGUAUCAAAAUCUAAGAAGGAGCAAAAUGAUCUGAUACUUGAAUGGAUUCAAGUUCUUCCCUAUGAUAAUGCUGCCAAUACAGUUCAAGUUUUAUUUAGAUUACCUGCUUUCGACGGUUCGCUGGUUCGAGUUUGUUAUAAAGCUUUUUCACAGGUAUUAAAAGUAGCAAUUAACCGUAUCAAUGACCUAAUCAUUGGUAAUUAUGAUGAGAUGGGCAAUUUUCUGGACAAGAAUAAGCAAACAGGUGACUCGCGAGAGAUUGAAAAUUGUAUCGCCAAUAUAUUGACAUCAUUUUCCAAGGAAGGAGAUACAGAGGAAACUCAUCAAGUCAUUUAUUGUGAUACAGUUGAUGUUCCUUAUGCUGAAGAUACUAUUGAAGAAAGUUUCGUAGAGGAAAAUAUCACCAACAUGAUUGAAUCAUCAACCUCAUCGUCUUCCCUGAAAAACGAAACUCGUGAUACUGUUCAACUUUUAAAUCCAUUAAAACCACCAGUGAUCAAAGUUAGUCCCGCUGGGGAUAAAUUUUCCCUUGAAAUAAACUGCGAGUACAGUGUAACCCUUCAAAAUGUUAGCAUUGAAAAUAAUGGCAAGACAAUUAAAGUCAGUUUCAGUGCUAAAUAAAGAGUCACAACAACAACGAAAUGCAGCAAAACCAACACCAUCAUCACCACCAAACACUUUGAAAAACAACAACAAAAUCAAUAGAUCUCAUCAAUGUUUGCUCAUCACAACAAUUUAAAUUUGCCAUUACAUUUUAUGCGUGUCUAAAUUAUGCAUGAAUCAAAUGCUCCUGCAUUGGCACAUAAAAGUAAACAAUCAAAACAAAUGCAUGUUUAAAUAAUCAUUUUCACUGUGUCACCUUAAUCACCAUCAUCAUCAUCAUCAUCAUCCACAAUUAGCUAAUUGUUAAACUCUCUCUUUUUUUUGUAUCAACUUGGAAACCAAUCGAUUGUUUCACCUCAUAAAAAGAAGAAACUAUUAACUUGA